Molecule: messenger RNA, 1834 nt
Organism: Plodia interpunctella (Indianmeal moth)
Lineage: Eukaryota; Metazoa; Arthropoda; Insecta; Lepidoptera; Pyralidae
Product: phospholipase A1 member A-like
Exons: 4
Coding region: 113-1216 (367 amino acids)
Biological process (GO): lipid catabolic process
Molecular function (GO): lipase activity
Source: RefSeq, a predicted model, not a curated record
UUUAAGAACAUGCAUGUAUUAUAAUUUAUUAAAUUUUCAUAAAACGUGCUUGUGUUACACUAACAAUUAACUUAUUAUAAUCCGUCUUGUUAAAAAAAUCUGUUAUCAAAAAAUGAAAGCGUGUUUAUUUUAUUUUUGUGUCCCAAUUAUAUUGGCCAGUGCCGCAAAUGCUUUGUCGUUUAAUAACACUGUGGAGGGAUAUCCUGUUUCAUUUUUAACGGAUGAAUGUCCAGGAUCAAUGAACCCCGUAGUAAUAUCCAAAAACCGACUAAGAUUUAUCAAGUUUUACGUCUAUGGAGCAAAAUCGCAUAUGAUAGCUGCAAGAAGGGAGAUUAAUUAUAACAUGAUCAAAAUGUUAGCUGAUGAUCCUAACAUGGAUUGGAGCAAACGCACGUUACUUUAUGCACCUGGUUGGAUGGACAACAUCCACAAUUUCCCUAUGGGAAGAAUCGUGAAAUUAGUAUAUAAAAGAUUAGGAUAUAAUGUUAUUAUUUUGGAUAUACUCAAAUUCAUGACUUACGAAUGGCCUAUAGCAACGAGGUUCAUGUUUACUGUCGGCGAUCUUAUAGGCGAGAUGCUCGCUAAACUCCACACUCUCCAACCCAAGUUCGACCCUAAGAAACUGGAUCUGCUGGGUCUCAGUCUUGGAGCACAUACCUGUAGCUUUAUAGCCAAGGGCUUCUACAAACGUACUGGUAUCAAAUUUGCAAGAUUAACAACAAUGGACGCUGCAGGGCCGUGCUUCAAAAACCGAGGUCCUGAGGGAAGAGUGGACGAAAAUGACGCUGACUUUGUAGAUUUGAUACUAACAAACAUUGAUUACUUAGGAAUGGCUGCUCCAGCCGGACAUGUUAACAUCUACGUCAACGGCGGAGAAUACCAACCAGGAGACAUUUAUUGGAUGUUCUGUGGACCAUUUUGUAGCCAUGGUCGUAGUUAUGAACUUUGGAUCGCAGCUAUUGCAAAUCCAGAUUUAUUCAUAGCCAUAAAAUGUGAUUCUGUACAAGAUGCUAGAGACAAAAAGUGCUUUGACAGAAGGCCUAUGGAAACGAUCAAAGUUGGACUAAAAACAGAUAAAAAUGCAAGGGGUAUCUAUUAUUUAUCUACAUCUAACUUUUACCCUUACGCAAUGGGAGAAAAGGGGCUGAAGAGAGAAACAGAUUAUGUUUUGAGUAAACUAGCAAAAAUGAAUGAAGAUGAAGUGUUAGCAUUAUAAUAUUAUAUAGAUACUUAAUAGAAAAGUUUUUGAAGCCAUAUCAUCCGUAUUUAUUUAGUCAAAUUUUUACAGUGACAUCUAUGUAAAGUAAUCAACAAUAAAACAUACAAUAAAUUAUGAUGUAGUACUGAACAUUACUCAUAGAUGUCGUGCUUACAGAAUUAACUUAUGCCAGCUACAGAAUAUCGCCGAAAUCAGACAAAUGCCGACUAAAUGCAUUAACAUUUCGUAGUUUGUAUGAGUGUUUUAUUUACCGCAUUGAAAAACCAGCAAUGUUUGCCAAUUCGCCAAAGUUUGACGAAAUGAAAUGUAUAGACAGCAACAUGUUUUCUCUGCACAAUGCCGUUUUAUUUUCCAAGUUUCAUGCUAGAUGGCGCUAGUAAACUAAUUUUAAAGAAACUGCGAAGGGUGGAGUUCACACACAAUAUCCAUAACGCCAGAAACUUUACUAGCUUAAAUUGAUAAAAUCACAAUAUUAAUGUAUUAACGAAGCGAUGCACUUUUUUUAAUCAUCGUCGGCCUAGGAAAUACCGGUAUCAACAAUAACAAAAGAAUCAGUGAACUCUCUUUGGGAAUGAUAUUGUUACCUACCACCACUCGCCGCAUGACAUCCGAAAU